UACGAGAACGAGUGAACCGCGUCCUUUAUAUACAGUCUAUAGGUAUAUACGAUCUUCGGCUUCAGUUACAGAGUAGCUGUUCUUGUUUUACCUGUUUAGAAUUCGUUCAAAACAAAAUAUAAAUUCUGAUCCAUAUUAAUUUAUCAGAUACAUAGUUGCUAAUGUAACUGAGUGGCCAUCAUAACGAUUCGAAUAAGUCAAGUUUGCUAAAUUUAUCACAGGCACAUUUACGGGCAGCUACACGGAGACUGGUCCUGUUCCACGUUGUGUUAGCAGGAAGAGAAAUGUGUUGACCGUCCUCUGCUGCAGUUUGAGACUGCUGUAACCGUCUUAUUUAGACCUGCUGAACAGAAUGGAGCGACAGUAACACGGGUUUGUCCGUAGCCAACAAAAAGUGCUAACACCGGAGCUGUAACUAUGUCAGUAAACCGGUGUAUGUCUUUGUUAUCUCGCAUUCAGCGCCACAUUAACAGCCGGACUCCCCGUAUCACCGCUGGCAGUUGUCAUGUGUCGUCUGGGUCUGGGUUGUUACAUAAACAAUGCCAGGCUGCUUCUGCGGUUUGUAGCAGAAAUGUUUCAUCCAACAGUUCUCCUCCAAAAGGCCCGGACACUUCUUUGUUUGUCCCCGUUUCCCUGAAGACGGACUCCGCGGCAGAUGGGAGUGUAGGAGCAGAGCUGACCCAGCCGCUCGAUAAAAAUGAACUUCUGAAGAUUUUGAACCGGUUUUAUAAAAGGAAGGAGAUGCAGAGGCUGGCAGCAGAUAAUGGCUUGGAUGCUCGUCUGUUCCACCAGGCCUUCAUCAGCUUCAGGAAGCAUGUUCUGGAAGUGUCAUCACUCCCGGCCGAUCUGCACAUCAUUCUCAAUGACAUCUGCUGCGGAGCAGGUCACAUCGAUGACAUCUACCCAUACUUCAUGCGUCACGCCAAGCAAAUCUUUCCCAUGCUGGACUGUAUGGAUGACCUGAGAAAGAUCUCAGAUCUCAGAGUCCCUCCCAACUGGUACCCUGAGGCUCGUGCCAUCCAGAGGAAAGUGAUUUUCCAUGCUGGUCCUACUAACAGUGGUAAAACCUACCAUGCCAUCCAGCGCUACCUGGCUGCGAAGUCUGGAGUCUAUUGUGGCCCUCUGAAACUACUGGCCCAUGAGAUCUUUGAGAAAAGCAACAAUUCUGGUGUGCCAUGUGAUUUGGUUACAGGAGAGGAGAGGACCUUUGUGGACUUGGAUGGUCGAGCAGCUGAUCAUGUGGCCUGCACUAUUGAAAUGUGCAGUGUCAACACACCUUAUGAGGUGGCUGUAAUUGAUGAGAUUCAGAUGAUCAAAGAUCCCUCCAGAGGCUGGGCCUGGACCAGAGCAUUGCUGGGUCUAUGUGCAGAGGAGAUCCAUGUGUGUGGAGAAUCUGCAGCCGUAGACUUUAUCAGAGAGCUGAUGUACACCACUGGAGAGGAGGUGGAGGUGCACACCUACCAGCGUUUAACUCCCUUCUCAGUCUUGGAUCAGGCUGUGGAGUCAUUAGACAACCUGAGACCAGGAGAUUGUAUUGUCUGCUUCAGUAAAAAUGAUAUCUACUCCAUAAGCAGACAGAUUGAGGCCAGAGGACUUGAAUGUGCUGUGAUUUAUGGGAGCUUACCUCCAGGAACCAAGCUGUCACAGGCCAAGAAGUUCAAUGACCCUGAUGACCCCUGCAAGAUUUUGGUUGCCACAGAUGCUAUAGGAAUGGGCCUUAACCUGAGUAUAAAACGUAUCAUCUUCAACAGUCUGGUAAAGCCUAAUGUGAAUGAGAAGGGGGAGAAACAGAUGGAGACCAUAAGCACAUCACAGGCUCUGCAGAUAGCAGGCCGUGCAGGGAGGUUCUCCUCCAAGUUUAAAGAGGGAGAAGUUACCACCAUGCACAGAGAUGAUCUGCCUGUCCUGAAGGAAAUACUCAGCCACUUAGUCGACCCCAUAGAGAUUGCAGGUCUCCAUCCCACAGCAGAACAGAUCGAGAUGUUUGCUUAUCAUCUACCUGACGCCACACUGUCCAACCUUGUUGACAUAUUUGUCAGCCUUUCUCAGGUGGAUGGUCUUUAUUUCGUCUGCAACAUUGACGACUUCAAAUUUCUGGCCGAUAUGAUUCAGCACAUCCCCCUCAACCUGAGGUCACGCUACGUCUUCUGCACCGCCCCCAUCAACAAGAAACAACCUUUUGUAUGCACCUCCUUCCUGAAGUUUGCACGUCAGUUCAGUCGAGAUGAACCCCUGACGUUUGGCUGGGUCUGUCGCCACAUCAGCUGGCCUGUGGCUCAACCCAAAAACAUUAAAGACCUGGUUCACUUGGAAGCUGUUCAUGAUGUGUUGGAUCUUUACCUCUGGUUAAGCUACCGUUUCAUGGACAUGUUUCCAGACACCGCCUUGAUUCGAGAAAUCCAGCGGGAGCUUGACAAUAUCAUUCAACAGGGUGUCCAAAAUAUCACCCGUCUCAUCAGAGCCACUGACCCAACCAUUACUAACACACUACAGGCACAGGGCAGCAGGCAAGGACAAACAAGUGGUAACAGCAGAGCUGGUGAUAGUAAUUAUUUGACUGGCAGCCAAGGUCAAAGGGGACAGAUGAUGGACCGCUCUCUGGCUAGUCGGCUGGUGAGAGACGGGCUGUUGACUCCUGAUUUGCUCUGGCAGCUGCAGAGGGAGUGGUCCAAAGAUCAAAAGCAGGAUGUUCCCGAUCAGCAUGCACUCGAUACAGAACAUCACAAUAACAACAACAAAGGGAAAACGAAAAAGAGAAAGAAAUGAAGAGGAAGACCGUUAUGUAUUCAUGGUGUCUCAAGGUUGUUGGUGUUCCCAUGGAGAUCAAUAACCGAUACACGCCAUGCAUAAUAUCUGGUGGUUUGUUUGAAAUGGGUCAUGGCUUUAGACAGUUAAAAUGGAUCUGUGAACAUUUUCUAGCCUUGGAUCAAUCAUAAACAGCUGAUUGAGAUAUAAAAAAAACACCAAAAUGUGGUUUGAACACGAGCAGUCUUUUAUGGUCAUAUGAUCUGGUCUGAGAUUUACACUAGAAUACUCUGUCAUGUAAUCUACUUAUUUUGCUCUAAGCUGACUUAGUAUGUUUUAUUCCAACCUACAAAUGUAUAAGCUGUAACUAGUGAUGGAAAACAUCCCUAGUUCAGGAUCCUAUGAACUUGCUACUUUCUUGGUCCCUCUGAAGGAUCAAGUACGUGUUGAGAGAUUCUCCCUUCUCAGUGGGAGCAUAAAGUAAUUCAGAGUCAACUUGGAAACCAAAUAGUCAAAUUAGCCCAACAAGAAAUGGACCCGUUGUGGAUCAUUGAGGGAGAUGCCAUGUCCCGGCCGCAGCUACCACUGAACCACAGUUCAAACUGACAAGAAACACUGUUUACCACAGUGUUUCAGCAAAAGUCACAAUGUCAUAAAUGCUUUGUUUGAAGCAUUGUUUGUGACCAGGAAGUAGUUUAAAAUGCACUGAUCUGGGAUUAGUUCAUGUUUGCUUUACUCUGUUAAUGCAGGAAACUCAAAUGUAGAACUUCAGAACAAUAUAAGAGCACGUAUCCAACUUAUUUGGGUAAACCUUUAAACAGCUCUGUGAUAAACUGCAGAUUCUGUGAGCAGUCUGAAUUGAGUGCACCCCUGUCAGUGUCUGUAUACAGAUGAGAUGCCAUAUUUUUUUCUUGUUUGCAUAGUUGAGGUGAAGACAUCAGUCAAUAAAAAUCUAUUGUUUUAA
Molecule: messenger RNA, 3709 nt
Organism: Lates calcarifer (barramundi perch)
Lineage: Eukaryota; Metazoa; Chordata; Actinopteri; Centropomidae
Gene: supv3l1
Product: SUV3-like helicase
Exons: 16
Coding region: 418-2766 (782 amino acids)
Biological process (GO): mitochondrial RNA 3'-end processing; RNA catabolic process
Cellular component (GO): mitochondrial degradosome
Molecular function (GO): ATP binding; RNA helicase activity; hydrolase activity, acting on acid anhydrides
Source: RefSeq, a predicted model, not a curated record